UAAUAAUAAUCUCGGACAGCCGUGUAGAGCCCGGUGCAAACACUCCCUAUUUGCAUCAGCGCCAAGUGUGAUAUUUAUUUUUGCAAAUAUGAAUGACAUUUCUCUUAGUUUAAGAUACAUGUAACCCGGGGAGUCGUAUAUCUGGGCUGAACAUGCAGACGCGGACAGAAAGCAGACUACAAGUUCAGUGUAUAUCGCAUUGUGUUUCCCCUCCACUAUUGACCUUCUAUAGCUAUUUAAUGAUUUUGGGAUUCGUUUAAUGUUGAAUUUACGACAGGGCGAAGCAAUUGUCUAUGGAUAUUCCCACCGAUUCUAUAUUGUAUUGUUCAUUCUCUUCUGACAGACAACGUGAGGUGGUCCUUCUGGAAUAAACAACUCCCUCUAGUGGUGGAGCUUGUACUAAGACUGGUACCGGGUUUACAUACAACCUUUGAUACGUUCAAAGUCAGCUUGACAAUACAAGAAAAAGGCAAUUAUUUUCUCCAUUAUGUUUGUAAAAGUUUAACGCGAAGAGACACAACACAGAUUCAGAUACGAUAAUACUGACAAUAAUCAAUGUCGAAUAUACAUGAACUGUAAGUACAUAGUGGUGUCGAUCUGGUGCUGCUUGGCAUAGAUCUACCACAGCAAUGGAAGAUGUCUACAACGGCUAGGUGCGUAAGUCUGUUGGCUGUUUUUGGCAGCGGUACAGCAGUGACACUGGACGAUAUCUCCACUCAGGUGUGGUGAUGGGUUUGACCAGGUGAGACGAUGUAACAGGACACAACUGCGGACUAUGGACAGAUGGAUACAUGCAGAUAUCCUUGCUGUCUUUCGGAAAUGUCUCUGCUGUCGACGCAAGGAAAGACAAUGGAACCCAAUAAACCAUAGGAAAAACUCUAAGAGGAUCCGAAGGGAAGACACACACGUUCACUUUGCCAAGAAAGUGAAUAAGGUGAUGCCCCUGCAAUAUGAACACACAUUUACAAGCUCUGACACAAGCCUGAGGAAUUCACUUCCGAAAUCGCCGUCAGAAGAAAGUUUUUAUUUAGAAGACUUUGAUGAGUUCGUAGAGACCUUCGUCGACCAGACACUACAGCGGGCAACAGCUACUCUCAUCAUAGAACUCAAGCCACGGACCAUCACAACUAUCACAGAUUUGAAAGACCCAGAAGACUGAACGAUUAACUAAUUGACUGCGCACGGACAAUUUAGGACACAUAAGUCAAUGAUAGUGAUGGAAAUGAACAUCAUGUGGUAUCUGUUGUAGCAGCUGAACGGCUACAAUUAACAUUCCAUGCUAGAGAGGUCGCGUCUCAGCGGUGUGUGUCUGGUCCGUGUUAGGCAGAGGGGUGCCGACAUCCACAGCUACCAUUAAGAUAGGCACAUAAAAAUUAUGAUGAACAAUUGCUGGCCCAGAUAAUAUAUGUAUAGUAUAUUGGGAUUCGUUUAGAACCAUUAUGUUAACGUACAACCUCAUUAGCCACGUGGUCGAUGUUUAUUACCCUAGAUAACGCCACAGUUCGUUAGGUGUGAGAAACGAACCAUGUUUAUUUAUUGUAGACCCAACACGUGGAGGACGUCGGACAAUGUCGUACGAUUUAUCUCCCUUACUUAAUGUGUGUAUCACACAAAGGGAGGUAGCAAUGAUUGAUUCGGGUUUUAAAAAGAAAUGUCGUUUUAGCCAUUUGUUAAUUUGUAAGUUUUGUAAUGUAUAUACAAAAUAAUAGCUUGUUAUUGUUUCAUGUUGUAAUUGUAUUUAAAUGUUUAUACACAAAAAAAACUAUUUAUAUAACGUGUCCAUGGUCUAUAACUACUACACUCUGGUGAUUAAAUAUUUGAUUUGA
Pecten maximus is the source of this 1826-nucleotide messenger RNA. RefSeq lists its product as uncharacterized. NCBI's taxonomy places the organism in Eukaryota, Metazoa, Mollusca, Bivalvia, Pectinida, Pectinidae. The transcript is spliced from 5 exons. The record is from RefSeq and is a predicted model, not a curated record. Bases 776 to 1159 code for a protein of 127 amino acids.